This is a messenger RNA of Stylonychia lemnae, 1419 nucleotides long. The record is from the annotation of a GenBank genome assembly. NCBI's taxonomy places the organism in Eukaryota, Ciliophora, Spirotrichea, Sporadotrichida, Oxytrichidae.
AUGAGAAAAUUUUGCCUCCAAUUCGCAUUAUAUUUCAUAUGCCAAUUGUUAGUUAUUCAAUAAGCCGAAACUUAAGAUUAAUGCUCAGACAUCAUUAAUGGAUGCUAAAGUUGUUAAAUAGAAUCUACAUCUGAUAGAUUUUCACUGAAAUGUCUAGAAUGUUAAAGUGGACUUUCUAUUUUAACUCAAACUCAUAUCAGUGGUGAUUUGAGAAAUGAAUUUUCAUUAUGUGUUCCUGAUUGUGCCAGAGCUCAUCAAUCAUUUUCGAACAAUCUUGCCACGUCAAUGUGCACCUGUAACAAAAUAAAUUUAAGAGUAUUAUAGGGUGUGGUUAAAAUUGCCAAGAUUGUGAUAGUACUAAAGGUUGUCUUGCUUGCUAGGGACAAGAUCUUUAACAGGGAUGGACUAACUCUCCUAUCUAAUUAGAUAGCUUUAAUUCAAAUUUUUAAAUAUGCACAAACUGUAACACCUGUCUCCCAGAAAAUGUUACAAUAUGUACAUAGUGUAAUGGCAGAAGCUAGUGAGCUUUUUCCAUUAACGGAAUCUGAAUUGAGCAGUGACAUUAAUUGCAUGAUAUUUGAUUUUGAGAAGCAAUAUAACUGCUUGUAAUGCAAACCUGGAUAUUACUUGAACAUAGAUGGAUAUUUCAAUGCAACUACAAAUAGGAAUCAAGAUAUUUGUCUGAGCAGUUAAUGGAUAUUCUACUUAUCAAAGCAAUGUAAUUAAGAGACUGGAAGUCUAAUCAAAACAUUGAAAUGCAGUCUUAAACUAGAUUCAAAUGGUGUCGAUGUCAUUCAGGACUAAAUAUUAGCUUGCUUGGAUGGUUACGUUGAUUCAAAAACAGGAUAAUGUGUUACUAAUUGCGGUAUUGGGAGAUAUGGAAGUACUAGUUUCAAUUACAAAAGUAUGAUCGAUACAUCAUAAUGCUUGGAUUGUGAUUCAUCUUGCUAUGAAUGCUCUUCUCAAUUUGAAUGCAAGUCGUGCAAGAAAGGUUAUUUCUUGAAUUUAAUAGAUGGUAAAAAUACUGGAACAUGCUUGCUAAAGGAAGGAUAGUUUGAGAGUACUAUUUAUGUUUAAACAAGGUAUAAACUAGAUACAGCAGGAAUAAUAGAUGGUUCAAUUGUUAAUCCUUACCUUUCUUUGCAAGAUGCCUUGACUGCAGCUUAUAUUUUAGGUUCACCUUAUGAAUCAGCGACAAUCACUAUCUUAUUAUUUUCAAACUAAUCCCAUUCUAUGAUAAGGUAUCAAUCAAAUCUUGGAAUAUUUAAGAACUAAGGUUGGUUGAUUUAUUUGAGAAUUAAAUAAUCAGAUGCACUUAUAUUUCUUGACAGAGACAGCUUUUUUGGAAAUCACUCAGCUUCCUUAGGCACUCUCAAACUGAAGUUAAAGAUCAUAAUCUUCCAGGAAAAGUUUACUUGA